Messenger RNA from Trichoderma harzianum CBS 226.95, 1638 nucleotides. RefSeq lists its product as hypothetical. The transcript has 3 exons. Gene Ontology annotation, biological process: transmembrane transport. Gene Ontology annotation, molecular function: transmembrane transporter activity. Gene Ontology annotation, cellular component: membrane. Lineage: Eukaryota; Fungi; Ascomycota; Sordariomycetes; Hypocreales; Hypocreaceae. Bases 1 to 1638 code for a protein of 545 amino acids. The record is from RefSeq and is a predicted model, not a curated record.
AUGCGCAGGGAGUCUGUUCAGACCAUCGAUGUUGAGGGUAUUGACGUUGAGAAGCUGGGCAGGCAGCGGCCUGAAGUUUUUUCUUCCACUCUGAUGGAGGUUGCCUUUGUCAUCUCCAUCCUGGGCUCCCUUUCUAUGGCGGAUUUCGUCAUUAGCGGUUUUCAGGUGGUUUUACCUAAUUUGAUCGAGCCACUCGACAUCCCUCUGCAAGCUCAAACAUGGCCCUCAAGCGUCUUAACCCUGACCGCAGGCGCAUUCCUGUUUCCUCUGGGGAGGCUGGCAGACAUGUAUGGAGGGUAUCUGCUAUUCAAUGGAGGCCUGGUGUGGACUGUUUUAUGGUCCGUCAUUGCUGGCUUUACUCGCAACUUCAUCAUGCUCGUCAUCUGCCGUGCCAUGCUCGGCCUUGGGGCCGCGGCGUUUCUUCCUGCCGGCAUUUCCCUGCUUGGCCGAAUUUACAGACCAGGCCCGAGGAAGAAUAUUGUUUUCAGUCUCUAUGGUGCUCUUGCACCUCUGGGAUUCUUUAGCGGCAUUAUUGUUGGCGGCAUGGCUCAAGAUUUGCUAUCCUGGAGAUGGUUCUUUUGGCUGGGUGGCAUUGUAUCUGCCGUCUUUGCCUUAGGGACAAUCCUAACUGCUCCUCGUGACUAUGAAGAAGCACGCAAGAUGAACGUCAAAAUGGACUGGUGGGGUGUUUUUACGACUGUACCUGGCUUGAUGCUUCUCAUUUAUGCGUUGACCGACAGCGCCAACGCCCCCAACGGAUGGGCAUCGCCUCGAAUUCUGGUGACACUUAUUCUUGGCCUCAUUUUCCUUGGUGCAGCUGUAUAUGUUGAAGGCUGGGUCGCCGAAGCACCUCUUAUCCCGGCGGAUAUUUUCCGCGUCAAGUGUAUGAAAAGAAUGCUCCUGUGUCUCUUCAUUACUUGGGGUGUUUUCAGCAUUUAUCUCUUUUAUGCAAACUUUUAUAUCGAAACAAUUCUGGAAAAAUCACCCCUACUGACCGCGGUGUAUUUUGCGCCCUGGGCUGGUGGUGGCCUGGUCUUGGCUACCACAAGCGGUGUGAUCCUCCACCUUCUUCCUGGCAAGCUGCUCAUAGUUCUUUCUGGCAUCUCAAAAGUCAUUGCUGUGCUCAUGUUUGCCAUCAUGCCUGAUGACCCGAGUUAUUGGGCAUGGAUUUUCCCGGCUAUGCUUUGCGAAGCCGCCUGUGUCGACGUUCUCUGGACUGUAAGCAACGUCUUUCUAACUACUAGCCUGCCAAAGAACCGCCAGGGGCUUGCAGGCGCACUCAUUAGUCUCAUGCUGUUCCUCGGAGGUGCAUUCUUCCUGGCCAUUGCGGACGUUGCCAAGGCACAGUUUGUGUUGAAUGGGAUGGAUCUCAAGCAUCAAUACAAGGGCGUUUUCUGGAUCGGGGUUGGACUCGCAGGGUUGGCCCUGAUCAUCUGCCUAUUCAUGGAUCUAGACAAGGCCGGUGGCGAUUUCACAGUUGAUGAGAAAGCCAUGCGAAAGAUGAGCAAUGCGUCUUCAGAAAACGAGUCGGACGGUGAAUCGUCAAUGGGAGGUGUUCGGGUUGAGCCGAUGCUGGGCGUGGUUGUGGAUUCACAAGAGACUCUCAAUCAUGACCAAACCAGAACGGAUUCUGUUUGA